CUGCCUCAGGUCGCGGCGCACGACCAGGAGGAGGACUGCUACAUCAUCAUCGGGAACAAGGGCAACGGCGGCCCCAAGGUCUACGACGUCACCAAGUACCUCGAGGACCACCCGGGCGGUUCCGAGGUCAUCUGCGAGCUCGCGGGCAAAUACGCCGACGACAUGUUCGAGGACAUCGGCCACUCGAACGAAGCGCGAAAGCAGCUCAAGGAGUUCCUCGUCGGCCCGCUCAAG
This is a messenger RNA of Aureococcus anophagefferens, 234 nucleotides long. RefSeq lists its product as hypothetical. Gene Ontology annotation, molecular function: heme binding. The annotation marks the transcript as partial. Gene Ontology annotation, cellular component: membrane; intracellular membrane-bounded organelle. The record is from RefSeq and is a predicted model, not a curated record. Lineage: Eukaryota; Pelagophyceae; Pelagomonadales; Pelagomonadaceae. The transcript has a single exon.